CACUUUAGCAAUGAAGUCGUUACUUGUUGCAUGUGUCAUUGUAUUGCUGCUUUUAAUCAACAAUGUUAAUUGCAAACGCAUGUGGGACUACGCUCUCUUAUCCGUUGACACCACCACAUCAGAUCCUAGUAAAUUUAAAAUGGAUGCAGAAGUUGUGCGCAUUAGUCGGACUGAAUACGGAUUUUCCUUAACUCUUAAUUGGAAUUAUGAUCUGGAUGAAACUACAUUUGUCCAGGCUGCUGCUUAUCGCAGUAAUACAGGCAACGAAGAGGAUUAUACUUUAAUGCCCUGGUCCGUACCUAAACAGACAUAUGAGGAAUAUACAAAAUCUUUUUACGAAAGUAUUGUCCAUAAAAAUUUGGCACACUGCUCGAAUUUGCCAACACCGGAUAAGGCGUAUCCCAUACCCAAAGGUACUGUCUACAAAUUCGAUCGAUGUGUCGUAGAUGGAGACGGCAUGCCCGACUAUGCACCCGACGGUUAUUAUAAGGUUGUAUUUAACGCUACGGGUGAGGUGGAGUGGACAGUCACUAUUAUAGUAAAAAUAACGAAAAAAACUGAUCUAUUUGGCUAAAUUAAAAUAAACCUUGUAUACAUAUAUAUAUUUUAAAUAUUGCAUAAUAAAUA
Drosophila busckii is the source of this 627-nucleotide messenger RNA. NCBI's taxonomy places the organism in Eukaryota, Metazoa, Arthropoda, Insecta, Diptera, Drosophilidae. The record is from RefSeq and is a predicted model, not a curated record. Bases 11 to 574 code for a protein of 187 amino acids. The transcript is spliced from 3 exons.